CUCUCCGCCCCGCAUUCCCGGCGCAAUCACGUGACUGGCAGAUUCUCACGUGAUUCAGAGCUCGGUUCCUGCCCUGAGCGAGAGGCUGCGCGGCGAUGGAGCUCCGGUGCCUGUGGACCGCCUGCCUCUGUGUCGCCGCCGCUGCCGCUGCCCGCUGGGCUCCGGAGCCGGACCAGCCUUUCCGGAUCGGCGAUGGGUGGCGGUCGCUGGGCCGCCUGGCCCCCUCCGAGAUGCUGAGCCUGACGUUCGCGCUCCGGCAGCAGAACGUGGGCCGCCUGACACGGCUGGUGCAGGAGGUCUCCUCUCCGGACUCUGCGCAGUAUGGGCGGUUCUUGUCGCUGGCGCAGGUGCAGGCCCUGGUGGCCCCCUCCUCUCUGGCGCUGGGCACUGUGCACAAAUGGCUGGAGCUUCACGGCAUCCGGGACUGCAGCGCGGUGAGCACCAUGGACUUCCUGCAGUGCCAGGUGUCGGCUGGCGCGGCAGAGCGCCUGCUUCCAGGUGCGCAGUUCCACCGCUACGUGAACGGUGAACGCAGCAUUGCGAGGUCCCCGUUUCCCUACACCUUAAAUGAAGAGCUGGCGGAGCACAUCGAUUUUGUGGGCGGCCUCCACCGGUUCCCAGCUGAAAGGAAGGUGGUAAGUCGGGCCUGGACCACACAGAGGGCAUUGCCACGACACGGAGUGCUGCCCACCUUCCACCUGGGCGUGACGCCAGCUGUGGUCCGCCAGCGCUACAACCUGACGGACAAGGAUGUGGGUGACUCCCAGAACAGCAGCCAGGCCUGUGCACAGUUCCUGGAGCAGUAUUUCCACGAGGCGGACCUGGCCGAGUUCAUGCAUCUCUUUGGGAAGGGCUUUCCGCACCGCUCCAGCGUCGACCAGGUCGUGGGGCACCAGAGCCGAGGCAGCGCUGGCAUAGAGGCCAGCCUGGACGUGCAGUACCUGAUGAGCACUGGGGCCAAUAUCUCCACCUGGGUAUUCAGCAACGCAGGGAGGCACGAGAGCCAGGAGCCGUUCCUGCAGUGGCUGCUGCUGCUCAGCAACGUAUCCGCCUUGCCGUGGGUGCAUUCCGUGAGCUACGGCGACGACGAGGACAGCCUGUCUCGGGCCUACAUGGAGCGGGUGAACGUGGAGUUCAUGAAGGCAGCUGCCCGGGGGAUCAGCAUCUUAUUCGCCUCAGGUGAUUCGGGAGCAGGUUGCCGGGCGAUCUCUGCAGGCAGACACGUCUUCCGACCCAGUUUCCCAGCCUCCAGCCCUUACGUGACCACAGUGGGUGGGACGUCCUUCCGGAACCCCUUCCUGGUGAGUGCCGAAGUCUCAGACUACAUCAGUGGCGGAGGAUUCAGCAACGUUUUCCCCAUGCCCAGUUACCAGGCGGCGGCUGUGAAGCAUUUCCUGAGCUUGGCGCCCAAACUGCCUCCCGCCACCUACUUCAACGCCACCGGGAGGGCGUACCCUGACUUGGCCGCGCUCUCCGACAACUACUGGGUGGUGAGCAACCGCAUCCCAGUGCCCUGGAUCUCCGGCACCUCGGCCUCGACUCCUGUGGUGAGCGGCAUCAUAGCUCUGAUCAAUGACCGGCGACUGCAGCACGGGCGGCCGCCUCUGGGCUUCCUCAACCCUGCUCUCUACCGGCUCCAGGAUCGGGGCAACAGCAGUGCCCUCUAUGACGUGACCCAGGGAUGCCACCUGUCAUGCCUAGAUGCCACCGUGGAGGGCCAGGGCUUCUGUGCUGCUCCCUCCUGGGACCCUGUCACAGGCUGGGGGACACCCAACUUCCCAGAGCUGCUGCGUGCCCUGUUGGGCUAACGGCCGAGACCGGGCGCGGGGGCCCUUCCUUCCAGGCCCCAGCCGCUGGGGUGGGAGUGGGUUUGCGGGGGAGGGGCUUGCUUUGUGGCCUUGGUGGUGGAAGGGGGGGGUUCUGCGUCAGCUUGGAGGUGGGUACCUGUAUAAGGUGCGUGUAUAAAGGACGGGCUCUCCUAAGCUUUGUCGAAGUUGAGGAAACUCCUGUUUGCCUGCUUUCAAAUGUAGGGCCUGUAACGCUCACAUUUCAGUCUUCAGUUCAGGGCAGCAGAUCCAAGGGAAGGGCCCCCCACCCCCACUGAGGCGGCAGCAGCAGCAGAGGGUAAAGUGUGGCCCACAACCACCUGGCUUCUCCAACCCUUGGGUGUCUGUGCAGGGGAGGGGUGGGACUGCUCCAGGCAAAAGGCCUCUGUGAGAGAGCUCUAGGCCCUCUUGGCUAACGGGUGGCAACCUCACAGGGCGGCUUUAAGCGUGGGCCAGGGAAGCUCCUUCUGGCUUGCCUCUGACAAGGCCCUCAGGCUCGGGAGGGGCAGGGCUGGGCUGGCCAGGCCUGGGUGACUGCAUUUCUGUGUGCUUGGCUGCUGGGGCGGGGGCGUUUGCACACUUGCGUAGGCAGGAGGGUACGCGAUUGGUAGAACAAGUCAGGGGGCCAGCAGUGCCGUUCCACAGUGGUGAGUUCUGCAUCACAGCCCUUGAAGGUGUGCCCCCCGCCACACACACACGUAGAGAGCGGUGCGUGGGUGUGGGUGUGCUGCCAGAGCCCUUCUGGCCACAAAGGGGGGGAGUUGUCUCUGUGGCAAACCCUCUGCUCAGAUGCUCUCAGGGAGCCCUUUGCAACGCUUCACCAGAGUCCCCUCACUGCAGUUGAGGUUUGCGACUCCGCCCACCCCCCUACAUGUGAAAUAUCGGCUCAGCCCCCCUCUUUUACUCUUAGGAUGGGGCCAUCCGGUCAUUGGAAAGCCAGAGCUGAGCUCUGAACCCAGGCCCAACCUGGUGGCUGUAUCCAGCACACGUGGAGGAGACGGACGGCUGGCUGGGGAGGCCCUGACCCCGCUGCAGGGCUUGAGUAUCCUGGGGGGCAGGCGAAGGGGGAGGGGGAGCCAGAGGCAACCAGCUUCCCCACUUCUUCCUCAUUUGCAAAGGCAGCUGGGAAAUCUGGCCCAGAUGCUCCCUGCUCCGGCCUGCUCUUCCGCUGCCCCGCCAGCAGACCCCAAAUUAACAGAUCCGCCCCCCCCCCCCCCCACACACACACACCUCGCCCCACAUGUUGAUUGUCAUGGAGCAUUUCUGCCCAAUACAUCUGUUUUCUGCUUCAGGACUGUUUUGUAUACAAAGCUUUGGCAUUCUGAAAACAACGUCAUUUGAAUGCUGUUUUU
Messenger RNA from Elgaria multicarinata webbii, 3178 nucleotides. It is a transcript of the gene TPP1, whose product is annotated as tripeptidyl peptidase 1. Gene Ontology annotation, biological process: proteolysis; central nervous system development. The record is from RefSeq and is a predicted model, not a curated record. The transcript is spliced from 13 exons. Lineage: Eukaryota; Metazoa; Chordata; Lepidosauria; Squamata; Anguidae. Gene Ontology annotation, molecular function: serine-type endopeptidase activity; tripeptidyl-peptidase activity. The coding region runs from base 96 to 1808 and encodes 570 amino acids.